Molecule: messenger RNA, 2014 nt
Organism: Cebus imitator (Panamanian white-faced capuchin)
Lineage: Eukaryota; Metazoa; Chordata; Mammalia; Primates; Cebidae
Gene: ZNF789
Product: zinc finger protein 789
Exons: 5
Coding region: 512-1903 (463 amino acids)
Biological process (GO): negative regulation of transcription by RNA polymerase II
Molecular function (GO): DNA-binding transcription repressor activity, RNA polymerase II-specific
Source: RefSeq, a predicted model, not a curated record
CGGGCAAGGGGUAGUUCGCCGAGGGUCGCGGACCAGACAGACCCCGGGUCGGGUCCGGGAACCCUGAGAGGAGAGCCCAGACCCACGGCCGCCCCUGGUGGAGGCGGGGCGUCGGAGAUUCGGAGGCGUCAGCAGGUUUGGGGAGAAGGAAACGAGUGUUGUGAGGAGCGUGGGUGCGGCGGGGAGGCCACUGCGGAGACCCCCGGCUCUCAAGGGACGCUCCAGUGCCUGUGCGGAGGCUCUCGGGGCCCAUGACACCGGCUUUUGAGUAUUUUUGGCGGUGUCAGGUCUUCAGCAGCGAGAGGAGGAAAGUCCGAGGAAUGAAUGGCUGCAGAAGCCAGGGCUUGGUUUUAUUAGAGUGGGAGAUGAGCCGUGCUUGUCAGUGGAAGGUGUUCACGUGAUUGUGAGGCGGCAUUUUGGAUUUUGUCACAAGUUAACAAUCCCGUUCCAGUUAAAGUUUUGAGUUUAUUGUGCAGCUGGCGAUUGUUCCAAUGGCAGCUUAGAAAGCAUAAUGAGGAAGUGCAGUGAUCUUGACUGUAAUUGGCCAUUAUCAACUUGCAUUCCUUCUAGGCUCAGCCUGACGCCUAGGAUCCCAUCCCUUGUCAAAGACCGGGCCGUGGAAGCCAUGUUCCCACCAGUCAGUGGGAAGGAGCUGCUGUCAUUUGAGGAUGUGGCGAUGUACUUCACCAGAGAGGAGUGGGGCCACCUCGACUGGGGUCAGAAGGACCUCUACCGAGAUGUGAUGCUGGAGAACUACAGGAACAUGGUCUUGCUGGGAUUUCAGUUCCCCAAACCUGAGGUGAUCUGUCAGCUGGAGAACUGGGACGAGCAGUGGAUCCUGGAUCUACCGAGAGCUGGGAAUAGGAAGGCUUCCGGUAGUGCUUGCCCAGGUUCUGAAGCCAGACACAAGAUGAAAAAGCUAACUCCAAGACAGAAAUUUUCUGAAGAUUUAGAGUCAUAUAAGAUAUCAGUGGUAAUGCAGGAAUCAGCCAAGAAACUUUCAGAAAAGUUACAUAAGUGUAAAGAAUUUGUGGACAAUUGCAGGCUGAGUUUCCCUACUAGUGGCGAUGAAUACAGCAGGGGCUUCCUUCAAAACCUUAACCUUAUUCAAGAUCAGAAUAUGCAAACAAGGUGGAAGCAGGGCAGCUAUGAUGAGGAUGGGAAACCCUUCAAUCAAAGAUCUUUGCUUUUGGGGCACAAGCAAAUUCUCACAAGAGCAAAGUCUUACGAAUGCAGUGAAUGUGGAAAAGUCAUUAGGCGUAAGGCGUGGUUUGAUCAACAUCAAAGAAUUCACUUUUUAGAGAACCCGUUUGAGUGUAAGGUAUGUGGACAAGCCUUCAGACAGCGGUCAGCUCUUACAGUCCAUAAACAGUGUCACUUGCAAAACAAGCCAUAUAGAUGUCAUGACUGUGGAAAGUGUUUUCGGCAGCUCGCGUAUCUUGUUGAACAUAAGAGGAUUCAUACCAAAGAAAAACCCUACAAAUGUAAUGAAUGUGAAAAAACAUUUAGUCAGAAUUCAACCCUUCUUCGACAUCAGGUGAUCCACAGUGGAGAAAAACCCCAUAAAUGCCUUGAGUGUGGAAAAGCCUUUGGCCGGCAUUCAACCCUUCUAUGUCAUCAACAGAUUCACAGCAAACCGAACACCCAUAAAUGCAGUGAAUGUGGACAGUCCUUUGGUCGGAAUGUGGAUCUCAUUCAGCAUCAAAGAAUCCAUACAAAGGAGGAAUUCUUUCAAUGUGGAGAAUGUGGGAAAACGUUUAGUUUUAAGAGGAACCUUUUUCGACAUCAGGUCAUUCACACUGGAAACCGACCCUACCCAUGUGUUAUAUGUGGAAAAUCUUUCAAGUGGCACACAAGCUUUAUUAAGCACCAGAGCACUCACAAAGGACACAUAUCCAUGUGAUAUUAACUGGAAAGCAGUCAUUGAAGGACUAGGACUUAACCUCUACUUCAAGUGUGUGUCACUUGAUUUUUUUCAUGAAAAGCAAUAAAUGUAACUAAAAGGGUUUUUCUA